Candoia aspera is the source of this 1409-nucleotide messenger RNA. RefSeq names its product baculoviral IAP repeat containing 7 (gene BIRC7). NCBI's taxonomy places the organism in Eukaryota, Metazoa, Chordata, Lepidosauria, Squamata, Candoiidae. The transcript has 7 exons. Bases 155 to 1288 code for a protein of 377 amino acids. The record is from RefSeq and is a predicted model, not a curated record. Gene Ontology annotation, molecular function: ubiquitin protein ligase activity; cysteine-type endopeptidase inhibitor activity involved in apoptotic process. Gene Ontology annotation, biological process: regulation of cell cycle; negative regulation of apoptotic process; positive regulation of protein ubiquitination. Gene Ontology annotation, cellular component: cytoplasm; nucleus.
ACUGGGCAGAAGGGCAGUAAUUGUCCCAACAACAAAUCAGCAGGCUCUAGAAAAUCCAGCAUCCUGUUUGCAUUUGCUGUUCAGGAGUCUGUUUGGCCUCUUAGUUCAGAGUUUUCCAGAAUUUGCAGUUGGCAGAGUCAAAGAGGGUUCAGAAAUGCAGGCUGCUACUGUGACAGAACAUUUUAUUGCAUCGGGUGCCCAGCUGGUUGCUGAUGUUUUGACUGGUCUCCUCUACAGCAGCUGGGAAAUGGGGGAUAGCUUUUCUCCGGAGGGAGCCCAGGAUGAGGGAAGCAGUUCAUCUUCAGAGGAUAAUCAGUGGACAUCACCGCACUGGUCGAGAUCCAGCAUGAAGUCAGAGAUAAGGCGCCUACAGACAUUUCAGCUCUGGCCAGCAAGUGUUCCUGUUUCUCCAGCUGAUCUGGCAGCUGCUGGUUUUUAUUUUGUUGGUCCAGCUGACACUGUCCAGUGUUUCUGCUGUGGUGGGUUGUUGUUCAAUUGGUUAGCUGAAGAGGAUCCCAUGGCAGAGCACAAGAAAUUCUUCCCGACAUGCCUGUUUGUCCAAGGCAAAACUGUAGGAAACUGCCGACAGAUGCCUUGGAGUGAAGAGCCCCAGGACUGUGUAGAUGGCCAGUUUCUUGGCAUGCUACAAAGUUUAAAUGUGGAGGAGACCACUGUAGGUGGUCAACCAGAAUACCCAUAUAUGGAGACAGAAGGAGAUCGGUUGGUAACAUUUGAGAAUUGGCCAUCUUAUGCUCCGGUGUCUCCUGAGUUGUUGGCCAGAGCUGGCUUCUUCUAUACAGGCCAGCAAGAUUAUGUGCGGUGUUUCUACUGUGAUGGUGCAUUGAGGAACUGGGAACAAGGAGAUGAUCCCUGGACAGAGCAUGCCAGGUGGUUUCCAAGAUGUGCAUUUCUGCUGCAGUCCAGAGGGGGAGAUUUCAUAAAUCACAUCCAAGAAUCUAAUCUAAUGUUGGAAGACAACUUGCAUUGGUCUGAAGACUAUUCUGAAAGCCCUUGUGAGUCUGGUGAAAGAGAACCAGAUCCUUGGAGAGUGAGAAGAGAAACGGAAGUAGAACACUCACGUGAGCCAGCAUCUGCCAUGAGCAUGGAAGAGAAGCUGCGCCGGCUUCAGGAGGAACGGAUGUGCAAGGUGUGCAUGGACAAAGAUGUGUCCAUUGUGCUGGUACCAUGUGGCCACUUAGUGGUGUGUGCUGAAUGUGCUCCUAAUCUGAGCCGCUGCCCCAUCUGCAGAGGGGUCAUUCGGGACAGCGUGAAGACAUUCUUGUCCUGACUUGAAAGAAUCUUCAGCCGCUAAUCCUUCCUCUUGAUGAACUCUUUUGGCCCAGGAAGACUCCGCAUGAGAGGGAGCAGGAAUCAGACAAGGACUUGAGUAAAUACUGGGAUCCUUUAUU